AUGGCGGGUCAGCUUCGCCGGGUCGAGUCUCAAGGAACAGACGAGCGGACGGGAAAGAAGCCGAGUCGCAGGGCUUCGGGUUUGACGGCGGUGCAGGAGAUGAAGUCGAGAUCCAGAGUGCGGAGGCUUUCUGGUGGCGCAAAGGUGCAGCAGCGUUUUGAGGGGCUUGACCCGAGGAUUUAG
Messenger RNA from Pyricularia pennisetigena, 183 nucleotides. RefSeq lists its product as uncharacterized. The transcript is spliced from 2 exons. The record is from RefSeq and is a predicted model, not a curated record. Lineage: Eukaryota; Fungi; Ascomycota; Sordariomycetes; Magnaporthales; Pyriculariaceae. The coding region runs from base 1 to 183 and encodes 60 amino acids.